This is a messenger RNA of Budorcas taxicolor (takin), 1542 nucleotides long. RefSeq names its product cyclic nucleotide binding domain containing 1 (gene CNBD1). Lineage: Eukaryota; Metazoa; Chordata; Mammalia; Artiodactyla; Bovidae. The record is from RefSeq and is a predicted model, not a curated record. The transcript has 15 exons. Bases 1 to 1542 code for a protein of 513 amino acids.
AUGCCUAUGUCUUCUCUUCCGGCAGCCAUUUUAUCCCAUAUGAUAGCUGUAAGCAAUGUGCCGCCUCCUCCACUUCGCAGUAUUCCAAACUUGCAAAAAUCUAGGAACAUUGAUUAUGGUGAGUUGAAUGCAUUAUGCCACAUGAGAGGAAAACAACACAGUCGCUCCCGAACCAAUAUUCUAUCAGCGCACAAUGUGUUUAUGAAGCAAUAUCCUAAAAUAUUCGUGCAGAAAAAAGUCAGACUGCCUAAACUUUUCAAAGAGGAAGAGAAAAGAAUACCUGCUGAAGACACAGAAGGAAGUAAACCUCCGCAACCUGAUGAUUCUCACAACAUAGCUAUCCAUGUUAAGAAAGCACGCGGUGGGCACACGUUAUACGGACCAAAAAAGUAUGAAGAGACGGUAGUGCAAUUCAUGGCUAUUUUAAAGAAACUGCCCAUUCACAGGACUCCAUUUGAACACAACAUUGUGUGGAAGAUGCUGAAAACGAUUCCAGAUUUAACCUCUCAACUACUUGAUGAGCAUCUGAAAAUACUUAGUAAGAAUGUCAUUUCUGAAACCUGGAUAAAAGGCAGCACAGUGAUUGGAAAUGAUGGAUUUUAUAUAAUACUGAAAGGCCUAGCCCGACCUCAAACACAAAUAUAUAAAAAUCUGAUUGAAGAACAUGACUCUACAACCUCUUUCAUACCUCAGAGUUUUCACAGCUUUGUUUUCAGUGAAGACAUCAGAAACCCUCUGUUGACUGGAGUUGAUCUUCCUUCCUAUGAUGAGAUGCUUGGACAAUGGAGUACCUUUGGAACCUUGGAAGUUGCAGCUCGUAUUGAACCAGAAACAAAGGAGUACUCAGUGGUGACAGAAGAAGACUGUGAAAUUCUUAAAAUUCCAGCAAAUAAUUAUGCAAAGUUAAAGACGGAAAAGACAAAACUGGAAAAUCAACAUAAGGUUAAAUUAAUCCAUAAGUGCCCGUAUUAUGUGGAGUGGCCUACUUUAUCCAUAUAUGAACUAGUUACAUUCACUAAAUGGAAAAAAUUUCCCCCAGGUCAUGUGAUUGUGGAAAGUGGAAAUAUAAUCUCUUUUGUGGCUUAUAUUAAUUCUGGAUAUUGUAAGAUUUAUAGAAAUAUCAUAGGAUUUUCAAAACUACAAUCAAGAAAAGUGAAAAAAAUUCAGAAACAUGUUUAUAUGGGUAGACUUAAUGAGAAGGAGUCUUUUGGUGAGAUAAGUGUUCUUCUUCAAGUUCCUUUCACCUGCACAAUAGUUACUGGAGAAGACGUUGAGAUGGCAAUUAUUGAAGAUAAGGACCUACAUGACGAAUUAGGAUACUCAGGUUGGGAGGGCCUCCCAGCAGAAGGACAGCAGACAGAGUGUCAGCACACGUGCAGCCUAAAGGUGACGUGCCGAGCUGGUGCUGAAUCCCGAGCUUUUGAAGCUGGAGAAGGUUGCCCACUUAGGAGGGCUGCCCCUUUUAAAGACUGUCAGCCCUGGAAUAGAGGGAAGAUCCCUUCCAGAGGGUCUAGAAAUGGCAUGCAAGAUUUUGGAGCUUGA